AUGGCUGGCCUCUUGGCCCUUGUCCAGGGCUUGCUGUCGCAUGUCCAGCAGCAGCACCUGGUCGUUCUCGCCGUAACACUCACCGUUGUGUGCGUCUCCACACGGGUUCUGAGUGGCAACAAUGCUCGCCCUGGCAACAACUCCCACAACGGGGAAGCUAAAGUAGCACCUGCGGUCCCUUACUGGAUCCCCUAUCUGGGCCACAUCCCCCAGAUGGCCCUCAACUCCGAGGGCUUCCUCGCAGGCCUUCGGAAGCUUUAUCCCGGAGGUGCUUUCUCGCUCAACUUCCUCGGCGGCGUGCACACGGUCAUAUUCAAGCCUGGACUCACGGCAUCCCUGAUCAAUCAACCGGUGAACAUUGCUGACGGCUAUGAAUCGUCGAAGCACCUGAUGAAAGCCAACUUUGGCUGGCCGAGAAAUAAGGCGAGCUUGGAGUUGUACGACAAGAUGAUCGAUGACCUUAUUGUGCUCUACAAAAAGCUGAACUCCGAGCCGAACCUCAGUCAGAUGGUCGACAGGACCGUACAGCGGCUACGACACAAUAUUGCUGAUUUCGUCACGUUCAACGAGAGCGAGAUAGACCAAACCGAUUGGGAGAAAUCUGCGGAUGCCGAGACGGUUCGGGACAAGACGGGAGAGCAGGUCGUCGAGGCCGACUUGUACGAUCUCGUGCGCAACUUCAUCGCCAUGACAGCCAACGUCUCGCUCUUCGGCACAGACUUUGUCGAGAACUACCCACGGUUCUGGCAGCACUUGUGGAGGUUUGACGAGGGGUUUAUGGCCCUCGCGGCGGACCUCCCGGCCUGGCUGCCCAUCUCAAAGGCAAUUGCUGCUCGCCGGGCGCGGUCUGAAGCCAUGGUGUGCCUCCGCGCGUUCCACACAGCGCUCGAGUCGGAUCGUGAGGGCAAAAAGCCCACACCUGAGUGGGCCGAUAUCGACAACGUCAGCCCACUCAUCCAGAGCCGUGUGGACGACGUCUAUCGCAAACACAAUUUGACCAUUGAGCAACGAGCUUCCUGCGAGUUCGGACUGGCAUGGGCCAUGAACGCGAACUCCAACCCGUUCGUAUUCUGGUUGCUUUGGCGCAUCAACUCAGAUGCCGUCCUGCUCGCCCGGAUCAGGGAUGAGAUAGCACCAUACAUCGUCAUCGAGAAGCCAGCACACGGGUUUGGCUCUGCAUUCAAAGCAGCAUUGAGGAUCGAGAGCAUUGACGUGGAGGGGCUGGUCAACAACUGCCCCCUCCUCAAAGCAGCCUACAUCGAGAGUCUGCGGGUCGAUGUCAGCGCGUGGAGCUUCAAGGUGAUCCGAGAGGACGCCAUCAUCAGCGACAAGGAUGGAUCCUCGGAGAAGUUCCUGCUGCCAAAAGGAACGUACGCCCAUGGAGCCCACGGGCUGAACCACAUGAACCCCAAUGUCUUCGAAGAACCGAAGGAGUGGUAUAUUGAAAGGCAUAUCAAGUGGGACACUCCGAACGAGAAGGGAGAGAAGCGGCCCGUUGGCGCCGAUAUGGGCGUCGUGAGGCCUUUUGGUGGUGGAGUAAGCAUGUGCAAAGGUCGGCAGUUUGCUGUCAAGGAAAUCUUGACUUUCACUGCGGCUAUUCUUGCCAUAUACGACAUUCAACCAGUUGGCGGAGGGCCCUGGAAGCUACCAAAGCAAAGCAAUGGUGCUGGUACAAAGCGGCCAGCGUCAUCGACGCGCGUCUGGAUCAAGUCUCGAGCGAUGCCUUAA
Molecule: messenger RNA, 1728 nt
Organism: Diaporthe citri
Lineage: Eukaryota; Fungi; Ascomycota; Sordariomycetes; Diaporthales; Diaporthaceae
Exons: 2
Coding region: 1-1728 (575 amino acids)
Molecular function (GO): heme binding; oxidoreductase activity, acting on paired donors, with incorporation or reduction of molecular oxygen; iron ion binding
Source: RefSeq, a predicted model, not a curated record